Molecule: messenger RNA, 1607 nt
Organism: Colius striatus (speckled mousebird)
Lineage: Eukaryota; Metazoa; Chordata; Aves; Coliiformes; Coliidae
Gene: BORCS7
Product: BLOC-1 related complex subunit 7
Exons: 5
Coding region: 12-332 (106 amino acids)
Cellular component (GO): BORC complex
Source: RefSeq, a predicted model, not a curated record
GGCGGGCAAAGAUGGCGGCGGCGGGCGCAGCGGACGCCCAGGCGCGCUUCGGGCACUCGGUGAAGGGGCUGCUGACCGAGAAGGUGACGAGCUGCGGCACCGACGUGAUCGCCCUCACCAAGCAGGUGCUGAAGGGCUCCCGCAGCGCCGAGCUCCUGGGUCAAGCCGCUCGAAACAUGGUGAUGCAAGAAGAUGCCAUCCUUCACUCGGAAGAUAGUUUAAGGAAAAUGGCCAUAAUAACCACUCAUCUACAGUACCAGCAAGAAGCAAUUCAAAAGAACGUUGAGCAGUCAUCAAACCUACAGGACCAGCUGAGCCACUUGCUGAAAUGAAGCACAGCCCGAGGCACGAGGACGCCUAGACCAGCACUGAGGGCAGCCAAGUGUCCUUUCCCUGCAACCUCCGGGGAUCAGGCCUGCGUCUGGACAGUGCUGGGUGGCAGCUGGGCUAUGUGCAGAGCCCGUGUUUCUGGGCCUUCCAUGCUUCCAUCCACCUCUGUGCUCCAGAAUACUCUCCUGCUCGCCAGCACCUGAAACAAACCUACCCAAAACUUCACUCCCCCGCAACAAUUCCUCCUUCUGCUUCCUUCCUGUGCAGCGUGAGGUGCUCAGCCCACACGAACACCGUGGGAAGGAAACGCCUACAUCCGAGCCUUGGGGUGUAAAUGUACCUGCCUGCAGUGUGGCCUUGCUCUGUGUUUACACACAGAGAUGACACAGAGGGCGGUUUAAUUGGGGCAUGGUAAUCAAUGGGAGCUGUAGGUGCCUGUGUGGGUGAGAGAGGUGCUUCGGAGUGGACUGAGGUGCUAAUCCCAGGCCAGAAGUUCUGAAAGUGGGAAUGUGAGCAGCCAGCUCUGUUGCUGCUCCAGCUGGACAUGCUUUGGCCAGUGUCCUGCACAGAGGUUAUCUUAUUUUCCACUCUGCCAGGGUUUGGAAUGUCAUCCCCUUGCCAACUCAUCUGCAUUGCUUCUGGCCUUCAACUGCAUUCCUCUUCCUGGGCUGCUGCCCCAGCUCCUGCUGAAACAGCCUUGGCUGUGGUGUAUGUUCCUAUCUGGUCAGGAGGGUAUCCAGAGGCCCAUGCGGGUGGGAGGACGUCGCAGGCUAGUGUGCUCUGUUCCAUACUGCUCUGUGUUGGAUACUGAGCAGCCAGGGCUCACAUCCCAGGGAGCCAAAUUAGGCCUGAGCUAUAAAUACUGUGUCUUGGUUUUGGUAAAUCACUUAUCUGCAGCACUUUGAGCGCACGGGAAGCACUUGUUCGCCUGAGUGUGCUUUUCAUCGGCUGAUAGGAGGAGGCAGCUGAGAGCAGGCAGUGACCUGCUGCAUUUCCACGGGAGCACUGCUGGGGUUUGGCUCCUGGGCUGCAGAGCCUUCUGCUGGAUUGGAUGUCACCAUCCUCUCUGGUGCCGCUGCCCAUUUGGAUGGCACCACAGGUCGUGCAUCCCCAUGAAGGUGCCACUGUUAGCCCAGGGGCUGUGGCAGGUAUUUCUGCCUUGGGAGACAUCCUGACCCCCAGCUUUGCAGGUGCACUUUGGGAAUAAGGGUUUUUCCCUGAGCUGCUGGGGAAACUGCCACUUGCUGGGAAUAAAAGCUGUCCUGAAUGCUACCGAA